Aspergillus ibericus CBS 121593 is the source of this 1296-nucleotide messenger RNA. Its product is annotated as putative nuclear transport factor 2 domain protein. The record is from RefSeq and is a predicted model, not a curated record. Gene Ontology annotation, biological process: protein import into nucleus. The coding region runs from base 354 to 842 and encodes 162 amino acids. Lineage: Eukaryota; Fungi; Ascomycota; Eurotiomycetes; Eurotiales; Aspergillaceae. The transcript is spliced from 2 exons. Gene Ontology annotation, cellular component: nuclear pore central transport channel.
CAGGAAGCCGCACGAAUACCUGCCCUCGAGAUAGCCAUUGGCGCGGGACUGCGGAGAGGAGCGACGAUGGUUUAUUCAAGGCGGCGUUUUCGGCGGAGCUCGACCAUCAUCUCCGGGUAGUCCAAGCUUCCGUGCCUUUUUUCUGCCGUCCGAUGUCUGCUCCUCUUCUCCGCGUGCUUCCUCUCAACAUCAGAUCUACUGUCGCUCACUCUACCCUAACGUUAUUAUUAUCAUCCAUUUCUGGCCAUUCGGGAUCUCACUACAUACUUAUCUUGGAUCUCUUCCCCGUUUUCCGGCUUCAACGGUGAAUUAGUCUUGAAGUUUACCCGCGACAACCUCGACAAGCUUACACGAUGGCCCCUCCUUCAGAAGAUACGUUGACAAAAGUGUCUACGGAUGCGGCUUGCGAAUUCGUCCAGUCCUUCUACCCUGCACUCGAGAACAACCGCUCUACGAUAGGCUCAUUCUACAGCCAACCUCCUUCGAUGAUCCUUUUCAACGGAAACGCUGUUGCCGAUGGAGCCGCUGUACAGGAGAUCUUUGUCAACCAGAUGUCCCCGACGCAUUACGAAGUGCAGUCAUUCGAUUGUCAGAUUAUCAACCGGGCGUAUCCGACACCUACAUCGACUGGUGUAAAACUCCCCACCGAAACGACUCUCAAGGACAUGUCCAUAUUGGUGAUUGUUAGCGGCUACGUGCGCUUUGGAGAGUCCAGAGAUCUUCCCCAACGCGGUUUCAGCGAGACCUUUGUGCUGGUCCCGAACCCAACCGCCGACGGGCCCAAGGGAAAGCGCAAGCGCGAAUGGCUUAUUCAAACUCAGAAUUUCCGACUUGUUGUUUGAACAAUUAUCAAUUAUCAGAAAAUCUCCUACGAGGGGGCCGAGUUCCCCGAUCUUCGAUGGAAAUGACGAGAUUUACCAGUACGGUCUGACGACAUGAUAAAUACAUUAUGCGCUAUGAGUCAACCACAUGAUUACGCAAUUUGAGCCAAGAUGGACAACCAAAGGAAAUUCCAUGAAACACUCCGUGAUACGCCAAGCAUAUAAUCCCGAAACAAACAAAUUGCUGUCUUUCGCCACUGCGUUCAGGCCGCGGAUCUUCGCGGCACACGCAGAUUUGCUUUGAUGCGCUCGAGCAACUCCUCGCGCGUUGCGUUCUCAUUGGGCAAGAGGCCCCUCUUCAAGUGACAGUUAGAAUCCAUUGCUCAGUUUGGAGACAUUGAUUGUUUUGUUUACGAGCGAAGAAGACAUACCACACGAAGCCAUCUCACCAUUUCAUCUGCAGUCCAGUUCUCCG